This is a messenger RNA of Manis javanica (Malayan pangolin), 4274 nucleotides long. It is a transcript of the gene CCDC92B, whose product is annotated as coiled-coil domain containing 92B. Lineage: Eukaryota; Metazoa; Chordata; Mammalia; Pholidota; Manidae. The record is from RefSeq and is a predicted model, not a curated record.
CGCUCCCCUCCUCCCGGUCCCCCCUACAGCUCGUUCGCCAGUUCCGGUCACGUUGCUGGGUGUUUACGCCUGGAGCCCGCCCCGGACCCCCGCUGGGCUCCCCGGACCCCCCUGGAGCCCCGGCUCGACCGCCCCGCAGCCUCACAGCAGCUGAUGGCGCCGCAACCGGGGCGGGCUCUGCGGAACCCCGGGCGCAGCUAGCGCAGGGAAGAGCGCCUCCCCCUACCCAGCCGGGCCGGACCGAGGGCCCCGCUGGCCCGUCGCUCCCUCAGGUCCCGAAGGUAGGGCCCAGGUUUGGGUUGCCAUGGAUACCGUGUCCCUGGAGCAUCAGAUCCAGAGCGUUCAACGCCACAUCAGCUUCCUGAAAAAGGAGCAGAUGGCCCUGCUGCGAGACCUGCACCUGGAAAUACUGAGGCUGCAGAAACGCUGCUCAGAACUGACUCAUGACCUGGAGAUGAGAGAGGCCCAAUAUCACCAGCAAGAGGCGGCGUCCCGGGAGCUGGAGAACAAGUGCCGCGCGCUGGAGUCGCAGCUGGCUGCGCGGAGCGCGGCCAACGCCGAGCUGCGACGGGAGGUGGCUCAGCGCGAGGCGCUGGUAUCCGCGCUGCGCUGCAGCCUGCGCGCCGAGGAGCGGCGCUUCUUGGAGGAGCUUCGUCGCCGCAGCCACCGCGCCACCGUGCUGGGCACCGAGCUGCAGAAGCACACGGAGGCGGCUGCCUACCUCUCCUGCCAGCUGCACGCGGUGCGUCAGAGACUGCAGACUCCGCGCCCGGGCCCCGGCGCCGCCGCCGAGCCUCGGCCCCGCCGGCGCGCACAGCGGGCCCGCCGCCUGCCCGCCGACGCCUCCGCUAGGGUCCCGGGCCGGGACUGGGCUGCCUGGGACCGCGCGGCCGGCGCCCUGGCCGACGCAGACCCCAUGCCCGACCCCGCGCUCUUCCUCUGCGCCCGGAGGCGUCCGCCGCCGCCGCAGGAGCCUCCGGACCAAGCCAGCCCGCCCAGCGCGCCUGGGGACCCGGAGUAGGAGCGGGCCUGGCGGGGUGGGCCGCCCGGCUGGGGACGCAGCUCGGGCCGCGUAGGCAGGUUCCGGGGGCCGAGGGCGCCCGCCCUCCUCCGAGGAGCAGGCGGACGCGGCCCCGACUCCCCACCGCUUCCAACCGCCCCCGCCUUUUGUGUUUCCCAACGUUUCGGAAGCUUCGAGCUCCCCUCUCCCGUAAGGGAGCUCCUCUGCGGGGCUGCGCGCUGCGCCCUGUUUGUGAAGAGGACUUGCAGUUCCGGUCCUUAUCCGCCCCCUCCCCUGCCACUGGGAGGGGAGGGGGCGGGAGUCAGUCCCUGCCCCGGGAAGCCGACAAUCGUUCAGCGGGAAGGGGAAGGCUGGGCUGGCCUACGGAAGGAGCUCAGCGUGGCACUUAGCACCCCUAGGCCUUCCAGCUCCCCACUCUGACCUCCCCGAGCCCCGCACGGCAGCCCUUCCUUCCCCCAAGCCUUUAUCCGAGGGGCGGCUCGGGUUAGGGGCUAGAGGCUGGACCUUUUCCUCGGAAGCCGCGUCCCCUACCCUCACCCGGCUGAUAGGUCCUUACAGGUGAGCACCGAACACUUUAGAAGACAUCCCCUAUAGCCCCUGGUGGGGAAAGUGGCCUGAUGGAACUUAAGGAAUAUACACCCAUUGACCCUUAGAAAGGAUUACAAAAUGAGUUUGGUAGCAAAACCUUUGGUCUGGAGCUGUCUCCAGCUCAGUUCUUCCCCAGGUUGACCGUGGAGGUACAGACUGGGAGUGUGCUGGGAAAGUAAGGGCGAGCCGGGGUUGGCUACCCAGCCCUUCGGCUUCUGGAAGGGCAGAAACUGCCUUCCCCUUGAGGGAGCUGGGAACCCGUAGGCUUCCCUGGAAGCUUUCCUAGUCCUGUUCAUUGGUGCUAACUUUGCCCAGCUGCACCCGGAGGUGGAAAAGAGGUUCCACGGGUCUUGGAAGUGACGGUUAGAGGUUUGGGCUUGCUGGAGUGGGGAGAGGGGUAAGCACAGGUAGUCCCCAGCCUGGCCCACUCCAGAGAUACCCCCAAUCCCAUUAGACCUACGGUGAUGGGCACUCAGUAGCCUCUGAGUUGGGGAGUGGAGUUGGAGGAGGAACGCCCACCUCCGGCUUCCCAGCUCCCAUAAACCAAAGGCAGGAGGUGCAGCUCUUGAACAGCUGCUGGCCCCCACCCCCAGUCCAGCCUAGAAAGAAGACAAAAUGCCUAGAGGUCCCCAUCCCAUGCCCGUUGGUCCUGCAUUGAGUCCUAAGUGCCUGUGAGGUCUUCCAGGGGCUGUAGAGGGAGGACAUGGGGCAGGGAGAGGCCUUACCUCACUCACAGACACCCUACCCUGCAGAUCCUGCCCUGGCUGAGGCCCAGCAUCCUGGGGACUGGGAGGGGAGCAGAGUCAAUCUCCAGGGAUGAUGAACCCUUCUUCCAUCACACCCCCCAUGAUGAAGAGGGGAAAUCACCCAUCAUAUCCUCCUUCACUCUGUACGUUAGUGUGGGAAAUCGGCAAGAAGCAGAACCAGUGAGCGCACGCCCAGCCCACACAGCUCUGUGCCCUCCUGCUGCCCACACUCAGGCCUGCUGAGACCGCUGGGCAAUGACCAGGCUGGUCUGGGGAUCCAGCUCCUGGAACGCUGACAGCCAAGUCGUGGGCACCCUGGAGACAGACAGUGCUCUCCGGUCUGAUGUGGGCUGCACUGGUGGCCCCGGGGCCUUACUCUGCCUGCCUCCUCCUCUACCCGUCACCCCUCCAUCUUUGUGGCUGUGCCUCUGCCCUCUGUGUCACCAAGUGUGACUCGCUGUACCCCUCUCCUGUUGCCUCCCUUUCUGAAGUGUCCAUGUGAGGAGGCCUAUCUCCUCUCAUAGCUACACUCUCUUGAAGGGACCCAGAGGACUGUGGGGAGGAGGGGAAAGGGUGUCUUCUCAGAAGAGCCCACCCAGCCAUGCAGCUGCACUUUCACAGCCACACUUUUGGAGUGAACAGGGUGACUUUGGUAUGUUGAUUCUUCUGCAGAUAUGGUGAAGUACUUUGUCCACCCUCCCACCCACUAAAAGCCAUAGUUCUCCUACCUGUCCUCCCCCCAAAGCUCUAUAGCAAUAGCUCUCUUCUCCUCUCCCUCCUGGGUACUUGGGGUGUCCUGCUGGGGGCCCCCACUGCAGGGAGCUCCUGGUGGCCUGCCUGCUUCUCCCCAAGUGACCCCAUCAACACCUCCCAACUCCUGUCCCUCUUCCAUCAGCUGGAGAUAAUGACAAUUUGCCAGGUGCUUGAAGAACCCCCAGGUGAAAGGCUCGGCUGGGACUGCUGACCUGCUGUCAGCAGAGAUGUUGGAGUGCCUGGGAAAGGAAAUAAGGCACCCCUCCGUGCUCCACUCAGCAAGCUGGGGGAGGGCUGAGACACAUACAGGGGCCCAAUUUUAAAACAAAUUUCUCUCCUAGAAAUAAUGAUCUAGAGACUUUCCUCUACCUGCCUGCACCUGGGUUUGCAACAGAACCCUCAGUGCACCAGAAUGGGACUGGGAGUGAGUGGCCAUCCCUUGGUCUCAGGGCCCCCAAACUCCUCAGCCUUGGGACCUGGGAGAGACCCCGCCCUCACCUUCUGGCUCUCUUCUUUCCCUAGCCGCAGCAUCCAGCUGGCCAAAGGAAAGACCUUCUGGCACAAUCCCCUGGAUUGUCUGGGUGACUAAAAGGGACAGGAUUGUGUGUCUCCUCCCCUCUGUUCUGCAGCAGGAAUUUCCACUGUGGGAGGGGCAUGUUGGCACAGACACUCGGGCUUUAGUUGGAGCUCCAGCCACACCCCUGCUAUGGACAGCCCCAGGAAGGAGAGCUGUAGGUGGGAUCCCCUCCCUAUUCUGGAAGCCAGCUAGGGACCAGUGGGCAAUGCAGCAAAGGCUCUGCACCCCAGCCCCCAUAUCCCACCCCCCAGUGGCUUGCAGUUUGGGGAACCAUCCCAGGGUUGAAAUGGGUAGAUCUUCCCCAAACCUGUGGACAGGAAGGAGGCCAAGAGGGUGCGGAGCAGCAUCUCCUCAGCACAGACAGCUGGGGACCUCUAAGCACCCUUGCUGAAGUGCUAGCCUUGAGUGGGGGACACAGGGCUUCAGAACCACCUGGCCGAAGCCCCAGGGGCAGGGCAGAGGGAUCCUGCUCCAGAUUCUCUGUUGGCCGCGCUUUUCAAUCCAGUGCUUUUCAGAGUGUAUUCACUCACCCACAGAAAUAGAGCCUUGUGCUUUAGGGGUGACUGUCAUAUGCCUUAUUCUUAAUAAA